Molecule: messenger RNA, 3804 nt
Organism: Lachancea thermotolerans CBS 6340
Lineage: Eukaryota; Fungi; Ascomycota; Saccharomycetes; Saccharomycetales; Saccharomycetaceae
Gene: SKI2
Product: SKI complex RNA helicase subunit SKI2
Exons: 1
Coding region: 1-3804 (1267 amino acids)
Biological process (GO): nuclear-transcribed mRNA catabolic process, 3'-5' exonucleolytic nonsense-mediated decay
Cellular component (GO): Ski complex
Molecular function (GO): ATP binding; RNA binding; RNA helicase activity
Source: RefSeq, a predicted model, not a curated record
AUGGCAAUGGAAGCCAAAAACCUUGACUUAGAGGAGCUCUUUCAGAGCCUUAAAGAGAUCACAAACGAGGGUUCUGAAAAGUUUGAAAAUGUUCGGACUAAGAGAGCUGUCGACGACGCUUCGCAAGAGAUUGAUAGAGAAGAUUUGAUUGGCAAGUUCCUACAGCCUUCCAACACUUUACCGUGGGGACUCCUUGAUCUUUUCCAAACAGUGCCAGAAAUGAAUUUUAUGGGAGACCCAGAGAAAUCAAAGGACGCAGAUUAUGAUUAUAAAGAGUUUUUACAGAUCCCUGAACUUCUCAAGAGGACUUCUUACCAUUUCAAGAGAAAAGGCAUUGAUGGUAAAAUUGACAGCUACACAGAAUCUGUGAACUUGAGCGAAAUUGCCAAUGCAAACGCUUCGAACUCUUUAUCCAUUUCUCGUAAGAUUAAUACGGAGAACAAAAGUGUAAGAGGUUCAACUGGUCAAUUGCCUUUCACGCCAGGCGGUCUGACAAUGUCUGCGUUCGGACAAGCGUCUGAUGCCUCUGCAAUGGCAUCAGCUACAAAAUUGUUACACAGGGAUGAGCAAGGUCUUUUCGAUAUUCCGCAAGGUUUGGAACGUGGUAUAAUACCUCAAGAAAUUAGUAUGGAUGGUAGCAACCAGAUAGAAGAGCUGAACGCUUUGAAUGAGAUUGAUAACGAGCUGGAGAAUCUCCAGGAAAUCAGCGAGAACCGGCGCAAAGAGGAUAGCAAACUUGAAAAAGAUGCUUCCGAGGCAAUCUUAGGUAACGCGGCCCAGGAUUCUGAUGUUGAAAUUGAUGAUCUGUUGCCCGUUGGAAUCGAUUUUGGGCGUACUAUUCGUAAGGCGAAAAAUGAUUUGGGGCGCAAGGAGUGGGCCCAUGUGGUAGAUUUGAACCACAAGAUUGAGAACUUCGAUGAACUGGUGCCGAGCCCUGCAAGAACGUGGCCUUUUGAGCUUGAUGUUUUUCAGAAGGAGGCAGUUUAUCAUCUUGAGCAAGGUGAUUCUGUCUUCGUUGCUGCACAUACAUCAGCUGGUAAGACAGUUGUGGCUGAGUAUGCAAUCGCAAUGGCCAAGAGAAAUAUGACAAAGACCAUUUACACCUCACCUAUUAAGGCUUUAUCCAACCAAAAGUUCAGAGAUUUUAAAGAAGAUUUUGAAGACGUUGAUGUCGGUUUAAUUACUGGUGACGUUCAAAUAAAUCCAGAGGCGAACUGUCUUAUCAUGACUACUGAAAUUCUGAGAUCAAUGUUGUACCGUGGCGCUGAUUUGAUCAGAGAUGUUGAGUUCGUGAUUUUUGAUGAAGUCCAUUAUGUUAAUGAUCAAGAUCGAGGUGUCGUGUGGGAAGAAGUUAUAAUCAUGCUGCCUCAGCAUGUUAAAUUCAUUCUGCUAUCCGCAACAGUUCCUAACACCUAUGAAUUCGCUAAUUGGAUCGGAAGGACCAAGCAAAAGAAUAUCUAUGUCAUCUCAACGCCAAAAAGACCAGUUCCUCUGGAAAUUAACAUAUGGGCGAAGGAUAGGCUGGUUCCUGUGAUUAAUGAAAAGAGAGAAUUUCUUGAGGCUAACUUUAAAGCUCAUAAGGAGCUUGUUUCAGGAAAAAGUGGCCCACCAGACCGUAAAAACGAAAAACCAGGAGCGUCUCGCGGCCGCGGCGGAAGCGCUCGUGGGGGAGGAGCAGGUCGAGGGGGUGCAGGGCGCGGAGGCUCUCGCGGAGCGGGUGCCGUAGGCUCCAACAGGAGUGACUUCUUCAAACGAAGCGGGCCAAACAAAAAAACCUGGACUAACCUCGUCAAUCAUCUGAAAUCGAAGGAUUUACUGCCCGCAGUCAUAUUUGUUUUUAGUAAGAAGCGCUGCGAAGACUAUGCGGACUGGCUAGAUGGCAUCAACUUCUGUACAGCUAAAGAGAGGUCACAGAUCCACAUGUUCGUGGAGAAAUCAGUGACACGUUUGAAAAAGGAGGAUAGAGACCUACCGCAAAUUAUUAAAAUGAAAUCCCUCGUGGAAAGAGGUAUUGCGGUUCAUCAUGGCGGUCUUUUGCCUAUUGUUAAAGAACUAAUCGAGCUGUUAUUCGCCAAAGGGCUGAUUAGGGUACUGUUUGCGACUGAAACAUUUGCAAUGGGGCUGAAUCUUCCUACAAGAACUGUUGUAUUCAGCGAGAUUCAAAAGCACGAUGGUAACAGUCUGCGUAACCUAAAUCCUGGUGAAUUCACCCAGAUGGCCGGGAGAGCUGGUCGUAGGGGUCUCGACAAAACAGGUACCGUAAUUGUCAUGUCUUAUACGUCUCCUCUGGAGCAAGCAUCGUUUAAAGAGGUCGCCCUGGGCGUGCCUACAAGAUUGCAGUCGCAAUUCAGACUAACAUACAAUAUGAUUUUGAACCUUCUAAGAAUUGAGGCUCUACGUGUGGAGGAAAUGAUUAAAUACUCUUUCAGUGAAAACAGCAAGCAGACGCUACUGCCGGAACAUGAGAACAAAAUCAAGUCAUUACAAAGUCAACUGGAUAGCAUUGAAUUCUAUGAAUGUCCUCAUUGUGAGAAGGAUCUUGACAAAGCCCUUGAUGCCACUAUCAGGUACAAAGAGUGCACGAAAGAUUUAAUGAACGAGCUUUCAAGCGGAAGCAGCGUUUUCCGUGUUCUUAACGUCGGCCGCUUGAUACUUUUUAGAGAUCUUAACGAUUGUGCCAAACUCGGAUUUGUGUUCAGAAAUCUACCAAAAGAAGGCCAGGUUGUGGUGAUGACAAUCACAAAUCCAAGCACUUUAGAAAAUGGUCAGCCAAAUCAUUUGCCAUACUUGUCAACGAUUCCAGACUUUGUAAAGAAUAACUUCAAGCCAUUCGAGAAGAUUGAGUUUUUCAUGGAGAACAUUUCAAUGGAUAGCAUCGAAAUCAUUAGUGCAUUCACAUUAGAUGUGCCCAUGACUGACAUUAUGAAACAAGAACCGGAAGUCAUUGACAAAUUUAAGAGUGAGGUAUCUCUUAUAAUAAGGAUAUCUCGUAAGUUGAGGGAAACAAAAUAUGAGAAGAAGGGAAGUUUGAAGAUCCACCAAGCUGUUCUUGAUAGAGAAAAGAUCAAGACUGAACUUGCUUCUUACGAGUGUUCCAGGUGCCCCAAUUUCGACGUUCACUUCUUACCCAAAUACAAAGAGUUCGAAAUUCAACGUGACAUCAAGUCCUUGUACCAUUUGAUGUCCGAUCAGAAUUUGUCUCUGCUACCGGACUAUGAGCAGCGUCUGUCUGUCUUGAAAGACGCAGGCUUCAUAGAUCAGAACCACAAUGUGUUACUGAAGGGAAGGGUUGCGUGUGAAAUCAACUCAGGCUAUGAACUAGUUUUGACAGAGUUAAUUUUGGACAACUUUUUGGGUGACUUCGAGCCGGAGGAAAUUGUUGCUCUGCUAUCAGUAUUUGUCUAUGAGGGCAGAACACGCGAAGAGGAGCCUCUCGUAACAACCCCGCGUCUAACCAAGGGCAAAGCAAGAAUCCAAGAGAUUUAUAAAGCGAUGCUGAACGUUUACGAAAAGCAUCAAGUACCUCUGACGAAAGACGAAGCCGAAUUUUUGGAAAAGAAGAGAUUUGCUCUCAUGAACGUGGUGUAUGAAUGGGCGCGUGGGCUAUCUUUCAAAGAAAUUAUGGAGAUGAGCGUGGAAUCAGAGGGAACUAUUGUGAGGGUCAUAACGCGUUUAGAUGAGAUUUGCAGAGAAGUGAAGACAGCGUCCAUCAUUAUUGGCAAUUCGAAUUUGCACAUGAAAAUGUCUCAAGCUCAGGAAUUGAUCAAAAGAGAUAUUGUUUUCGCGGCAAGUUUGUACUUGUGA